UGAAAGAGAGAGAGAGAGAUACAGAUAGAGAUAGAGUGUUAAUGAAGUUGAAGAAGGAAUCUAGUGUUAUUAUCUGGUGAUCAUCUAUCUAAGAUUUUUAGAAGAAGAUUAUGGAGAUUUGUGAAUCUAACUAUAUAAUUGGUAAAAUGGUUGAUUCUCAGUUGAUAUGCAAUGGGUUUAGGUUAAAUGUUAGUUUGUUCUAUCAUGAAAACAGCAGAGGCAUAGCAGUUGUUGUCAAUAUGUUGUUGUAUGCUGAUGCUGCUUGAAAACUGUUUGAGAAAAUGCGUCACACAGCACAGAUUUAUUAGCAGUAGUUAUAAUUGGAGUAUGAAUAAAUUUUUAAUGCUCCAGAUGGGUUUUUUCUCUUCUCAAGGAAGGAUUUGGAAAUUUGCAAUAAGAAGAAGAAGAUGGAAAUUCCUUAUCAGAUGUGAAUUUUUCAAGUACCAGAAAUCAAAAGGGAAGAGAAGUGAGUUUUUGGUGCAAAACCAUGUAUUUGGGGGGCUUUAUAGCAAUUUACUUAAAUAAUAGGGAUAACUCAAAAUACAAGUCAUAUUAUAGAGGGCUUAUAUAUAAACAUUUUAUUUUCCCUCUUGUUUUGACUGCCACCCCUAAAACUCCUCACUCUCUGGUUCUCAUCAAUUCUGUGAAACAAAGUGUGAUCAUCAAGAAACUUCAAAUUCAACUUCAGAAUCACAACAAGCUUCAACUUCAACUUCAGAAUCAAAAGAAUCUUCAACUAAAGGUAUUCUACAAAUUGGUAUUGGAAGAAGAAGAAGAAAACAAGAAGAAGAAGGUGUUCCUGCUAUGGGAAAUCAGUUAUCAUCAUUAGUAAAAAGGGAAAUUAGGAUUUGUAAGUUUCUUCUGUACCAUGGGUUAUUCAAGAUUCUUCUUUUGCUCAUUAAUCUUGAUCAUCUCCAUGUUGAAUUCGUCGUUUAGUUCACUGUUUGAUUCAACACCUGUUCGUGUUCCCAAAAAUCAAAACAUCACACUAAUGGGUGAUGCCCAUUUUCAAGAAGAUGGCAGACUUUUCCUGACUUCUACUUCUUCCUCUCCACCUCCUUCAUCUUCAUCUUUCAUUCGUGUUGGUAGAGCUCUUUACACUGAUCCUAUUAGAUUUAUGAAUUCUUCAAAUAAUCCUACAACUGCGUCGUUUAUUUCGAAAUCCACCUUCACCAUUACACCUGAUUUUUCACGUUAUCAUCCAUUAUUUGGGGAUGGUUUCACAUUCAUCAUUGCUUCUAAAUCCAAUACAAUAGGUAAUGCUUUUGGCUAUAUGGGUCUCUCCAAUCAGAGUAGUCAAGAACAAGGAACAUAUAUUGCAGUGGAAUUUGAUACUAGUUUCGAUCCUAAUCUUGAAGAUGUUAGUGAUAAUCACAUAAGAAUUGAUGUCAGUUCAGUGUUGUCAUAUCCUAUUGUAGAUUCAACUCCGACGGGGUUUAGUUUGAAGAAUGUUUCCAAAACAACAAUUUGGAUUGAAUAUAGUGAUCCGGAAAAACUGAUGAAGAUUUGGCUUAGUUAUGACGCUGAAGCUAUACCUAUCCGGCCAAUUCUCGCUGCUCGUAUGGAUCUCUCUACGUACAUUGAGGAGCUGAUGUUUGUGGGGUUUACUGCAUCGAGUGGAAAAUUUGGUUCCUCAAGACACAUUAUUCAUAGUUGGCACUUCAAGACUUAUCCGUCUCCUUUUGAUACUUCGUUUUCCCUCCGAAGUAAGGAAGAAGGUUCUGAUCUUGCUGGUGGUGCUGGUUCUACUCUAAUGAUGAUCUUUGGAGCAUUAAUAUGUAUGCUUAUAAUUCGGAUGAUGUUUUUCUCACGUGAUCGAAGUGUCGGUGCUGACCAAAUAACCUCCAGUGCACUCACUGAUGCACCUGUUGUAGCAACUAAGAAUCCCACAAAAAUAGUUGAUGUGAAAAAGAAUAAAGCAAGAAGAAAUGAUAAUGGUAGGUUGCCGGCGACUGCUCCUGCACCAAUCUCUGAGAAAGAAGCUGAAGUCAUGGCAUUCCGCAUUGCUCAGGCCAAGGGUGUCACACAGAUGAGUGCAUCUUUGUCAAAAGGAACAAUAGACAAUGCUCGUGACAAAUUCCUUCGUCUUCUCGAAAAGAUGCCAAAACAACCAUAGAAUGUUAACGUGGGGAAAGAACUUGAUGAGCCUAUGCUGUUUAAGGUGAAAAAGGAAGUAAUGGAAGCUUAAGAUGCAUGACUACUGGGUUGCUUUACUUUUUUGGUUCAGUUGUAGGCUUUUUGAUUUGAUAGUCAGAACAUUCUGUAAUGAAAUUUGGAGCACCUGUUGCAUUGAUCGAAAUUCUUUUCUAGUGUAUGGCUUAGUGCUAUUUUGUUAUACAGCAAAGUAAUAUGAAAAACAGAGCUCUGCCUCCUUUCCUUUUGUUGUUUUUGCUUGGGAAAGUAAUGCAGUUUCAUUUGAUUGGUUUUGUUAUUAUA
Papaver somniferum (opium poppy) is the source of this 2436-nucleotide messenger RNA. Its product is annotated as L-type lectin-domain containing receptor kinase S.6-like. The transcript is spliced from 3 exons. Gene Ontology annotation, molecular function: carbohydrate binding. Lineage: Eukaryota; Viridiplantae; Streptophyta; Magnoliopsida; Ranunculales; Papaveraceae. The coding region runs from base 869 to 2116 and encodes 415 amino acids. The record is from RefSeq and is a predicted model, not a curated record.